Staurois parvus is the source of this 1042-nucleotide messenger RNA. Lineage: Eukaryota; Metazoa; Chordata; Amphibia; Anura; Ranidae. The record is from the annotation of a GenBank genome assembly.
UGACAAUCCCUCAUUCCUCAAAAAACUCAAGGCGGAUAAGGAGUUUCGGCAAAAGGUGAUGCUUGGAACACCAUUCUUGGUGAUUUGGCUGGUUGGUUUUAUAGCUGAUCUUGACAUUGACUCCUGGUUAAUUAAAGGUGUUAUGUACGGUGGAGUUUGGGCAGUGGUGCAAUUCCUAUCAAAGUCUUUCUUUGAUCACUCCAUGCAUAGUGCACUUCCUCUUGGGAUUUACCUGGCAACCAAGUUCUGGAUGUAUGUCACCUGGUUCUUCUGGUUUUGGAAUGAUUUAAACUUUGUGUACAUCCAUCUUCCCUUCCUGGCUAAUAGUGUGGCCUUGUUCUACAAUUUUGGCAAAUCUUGGAAAUCUGAUCCUGGAAUCAUCAAAGCCACAGAAGAACAAAAGAAAAAGACAAUAGUAGAGCUUGCUGAAACUGGCAGCUUGGAUCUAAGCAUAUUCUGCAGUACUUGUUUGAUAAGGAAGCCAGUGAGGUCUAAGCAUUGCGGCAUUUGUAAUCGCUGUAUAGCAAAAUUUGACCAUCAUUGUCCUUGGGUCGGCAACUGUGUAGGUGCAGGAAACCAUCGUUAUUUCAUGGGAUACCUGUUUUUUCUGCUUUGCAUGAUCUGCUGGAUGAUCUAUGGUUGUAUUUCAUACUGGGGAAUACACUGUGAAACAACGUACAGUAAGGACGGCUUCUGGACAUAUGUUACACAAAUUGCUACCUGUUCCCCAUGGAUGUUCUGGAUGUUCCUUAACAGCGUGUUUCAUUUAAUGUGGGUGGCUGUGUUACUGAUGUGUCAGAUGUACCAGAUAUCUUGCUUGGGUAUUACAACAAAUGAACGGAUGAACGCCAGGAGAUAUAAACACUUCAAAGUCACAACCACAUCCAUCGAAAGCCCUUUCAACCAUGGAUGUAUCAGAAAUAUCAUAGACUUCUUUGAGUUCAGAUGCUGUGGCCUCUUCCGCCCUGUUGCUGUGGACUGGACAAGGCAGUACACAAUAGAGUAUGACCAAACAUCAGGCUCAGGUUACCAGCUGGUGUAG